GGUAGCAGGGGGUUGUCAAGGGCUGGGAUUUAUUCUUUUUUUGGCCCUUUUUUUUUUUUUUUGGGAGAAACAACGAUGGCUGAUAAAGAAGAAACACCUGCAGUUUCCUUGAAGGAAAUGAAAAAGUUUGAAAAAUGGACAAAGUCUUUACAAUAUAUCACUGGACUUGGAAUGACGGAGGUCGAGAAACAAGAUUUUAAAAAGCGUCUGGAUGUUGAUUUGGAAGAAUACCAAUGUAAUCAAUGUGAAGUGUGGAAAGAUAAUCUUCUCAAGAACAGUCCACCUGUGCGAUUUAUGAUGGAACAAUUGAAAAAGGUGGAUAAACACAUGUCAAAAGACGAAUUUGUCUGCAUGCCUUGCGAUGAGACACGAUCGGGUGGGUUUUCACCCGAGUUUGGUGUAUUGUUAUGUCAAAAUCGAUUAGGAUCCAAGACACAUCAAGAACACACCAUGGUUCAUGAAAUGGUUCAUAUGUACGAUCACCAUAAAUUUAACGUGGAUUGGAAUAAUUUGAAACAUCAAGCAUGCAGUGAAGUUAGAGCGGCCAGUUUAAGUGGAGAUUGUCGUUGGACCAGAGAGAUACAAAGAGGAUUCUUUACUUUUACUAAACAACAUCAAACCUGUGUUAAAAGAAGAGCUGUUCUUUCUGUCAUGCAAAACCCUAAUUGUAAAGAUCAAGAAGAUGCCGAGAGAGCUGUGGCGAGUGUAUUCGAUGCUUGUUUCGCCGAUACAAGACCUUUUGAUGAAAUUUAUUAAAAUGCGCAGUGUUACACACAUAGUGACGCGACUUUUUUUUUUUAUUUCCCCCUUUUUUUUCCAUAUAAAUAAGUAUAUAUAUUUAGAUAUCUCUUGGCCUUUUUUUUUUCUUCUUCUUCUUCUUUAAAUAACAAAAAAAUAAAGAUAUGACUACAGCUACUCCUUAUAGCGUGGAAGGUAUUC
Molecule: messenger RNA, 939 nt
Organism: Mucor mucedo
Lineage: Eukaryota; Fungi; Mucoromycota; Mucoromycetes; Mucorales; Mucoraceae
Product: peptidase M76 family-domain-containing protein
Exons: 3
Coding region: 76-756 (226 amino acids)
Biological process (GO): mitochondrial proton-transporting ATP synthase complex assembly; mitochondrial protein processing
Cellular component (GO): extrinsic component of mitochondrial inner membrane
Molecular function (GO): metalloendopeptidase activity
Source: RefSeq, a predicted model, not a curated record